Protopolystoma xenopodis is the source of this 378-nucleotide messenger RNA. NCBI's taxonomy places the organism in Eukaryota, Metazoa, Platyhelminthes, Monogenea, Polystomatidea, Polystomatidae. The record is from the annotation of a GenBank genome assembly.
AUGGUAGCCCACUUGGCGCGCAAUCCAGCGCCACAUGGUUGUGAGUCUGUCACAUCAGCCAGCAAUUGGGUAGGUGUGCCGUCAGGCCCCAUUAAUCAGCCAAAGGGCACGACGAGUCGACACAGCGGCCCAACAACUUUGUCGUUUCAGCGCCAACAUCGAGUUACACUUUCACACUGUCUGGCGGCUGUUUCAUGUGUUUCCGCUUCGGCUCUGUGCACUCUUCACUGUUGGCGAGUGAUGUGUUGUCGGUGUGCGUGGGGAGGGGUGCCAGAGUUGCCGGGUGGACGAGAGAGGCUGGCCCGACGAGAGGUCGUCGUGAUCGGGUUGGCUUCAGGGGUCAGAUCAGAGCGGGCAGCAGAUCAAGCGCUCCGAUAA